GCCGAGACGAGGGUGGUCAGCGUAAUGGCGGCGUCAAGGGAGCAAAGGAAGGCAGCAAGUAAGUUAUGGUAAGAUGGAUCAAGAAUCUGAGGUUGUACCAACUGUGUUCAUGGGGCCACUAAAAGACAUGGAGUGCACUGCACCAAUUGAUGUCAUCAGUGAAAGAGAGGGUUUCACUUGUGAUUCAUGUGGAAUACCUUUUUUCUCAUACACAAGAUAUGCAAAGCACAGAAAUCUUCACACUGAGAGAAAGCCUUUUAGGUGCACCUACUGUGGUGAAUCCUUCAGCUAUGUAAUUGAACUGCACAAUCACAAAGAGGAAGAACAUAUGUGUAAGAAGUCAUUUAAGUGCCCAGACUGCCCUAAAACUUUUGCAUCAAGAAUGGCAUUAAGUGAACACUCCUGGCGGCAUACAGGAGACAAGCUCCACCAAUGUAGCAUUUGCUGUAAACGAUUCUCCUCAAAAGGAAACCUCAAGAUUCACGCAGAGAAACAUUUGUAUAUGAAAAAUUAUGCCUGUGGAUUAUGUCCGCGUGAAUUUGUGUCUUACUCCUCUUUGGAACGUCAUAUGUCGAAACAUUCUGGAUUCAAGCCUUACAAAUGCAGUUUUUGCCCGUCAAGAUUCUUGCAAGUUUUUCAAUUAAGGAAUCAUGAACGAAAACAUAGAGGCGAUAAAUCAUUCAAAUGUCUGAAAUGUGACAAAGCCUUCUACUCGAAUUCGGCUUGUCGGAAUCACCAAAAGAAGCACCAUAGUAUGCAAGUGGAAUGUCCAAAGAAUCCUGAGCAAUGCAGUUCGAUAGGUCAGAAAAUAUAUUUUGAAGACUGUUUGGCAACAAACAAAGCAAAAUCUACACAGAUAACUUGCCCUUUUUGCAAAAAGUUGUUUAAUGCUAGUUGUAAUCUGACAAAACAUCUUCUUCGACACGAUGAGCUUAGUUUAACUGUAACUGAGGCUAAAUCUUUUGCAAAAGCUCUUAAGCAAUAUCUUGUGCCGAAUCAAACUACUGCUGGACUUCCUUUUCAAGAAGAAAGAGUUCAGUCAGAGCAUGUACCUUUGAGUGAAGUCGUGUUUCUUAAAGAGCCAGUUUCAAAACAGCGAAAAUUCCCCAUUAAGCAAAAGCAAACAGAAAGCAGUAACUUGAGAAAUGAACUGAACAGAUCGCCGCCAUGUAAGUGCCAAUUCUGUGGCCGGGCUUUCAAUUUGCACAAAAACCUACGACGGCAUAUCAUCAAAAGUCACCCUGAAAAUGCGAAAAUGAUGGGUAUUUCGAACGAAUUAAACAGUCAGUUAGUGAGGGGACUGAGAGAAUGUCUUAUGAAUGACGAAUCCAACAUGGCGAAAACGGAUUUUGCUGCAAAGAGCCAACUAUUGAAGCCAGGGUCGAGCCUGUGUAAGAAUAAGAAAUCCAAAAGACGUGCUGUAUGUAACAAGGAUGUCAGUGAAAAAUGCAAAGUUUCUAAUGGUGAAAAUAAGGUUCUCAAAUGUUGGUUAUGCCCUCAGACCUUUCUAUCAGCGGCAGCAGUUGUCAUUCACAUGACUAAUGAUCAUGAUAAUCAACAAUAUCAAAGUGAUAUAUCAGAAAGCAGUGCCACAAACCCUAAUGAGAUUCACUCGUUUAGUGCUGCUUCGCAGCAAAAGGCCAAUGCACUUGGCUCCAACAGUUAUUCCUGCUUGAAAUGCAAAAAGACUUUCUCUUCGCAAGCUAUUUUGAGUAUGCAUGAGAUCGCACAUAAAAUCUUGGCAAUUGAUACGGACAGUUCUGUUUCUUGUCAUGAUAGGAAAUCUCCCCAUAUAGAUAGUGCAGCCUCAAUGUCAUCUGAAAGUACUUCUGGUUUUGGAAAUACUGAAAGCAAUUCGUCCUUAAUUAAGCCAAAAAGGCUUUGGAGUUCAAAUGCAUCGGUCAGAGAAGCUUCACCAUUGUCGGAGCAGCAUUAUAUAAGCUUGAACCCACCUGGUGACAGUGUCCCAUGUACUUCCAACAUUUCGAACCAUUUUUCGAAUAUACCUAAAGGGUUUAACAAAAAACCUUUUUAUCGCCCUGAUACUGAAAAAGGCUUGACCGUGAAACCCUGUGAUCAAAGUCUAUCUUCCAUCAUGGCGGCUGUUGAGGCUCUUUGUAAGGGUCCGGAGAGCUGUUCAAAACCAGAAGCAACGAACAUACCUGCCUUGCAAGUAAGUAACGUGCGGUCAUUGCGUCGUAACUAUAAUGGGAAUACAUUCACUCCAAUCAACUCAAAGUCAUCGAAAUAUCCUAACACCGAUAACAACGCAGUAGAUGACGUCAUCAAAUUGAGCUCUCCUGAUAAAGAUUUAGAUAAGAGAAUGCAAUCGUUUGAUGUUCUUUCGUUGAGUAAAUCUUGCAAGGAAACGAGUUCUUCAAUUUCGCAACUAAGUAAGCUGUGUGCCACUUUACUUCCAGAUUAUCUACCUGUUUCACAAAAUCCAUCGGGAUGCACCCGAAUGACGGUUGAAGAAUUUCCCUCUAAUGGAAGAAGUCAUCAGCCAAGUACAUUUUUGAUUGAUAAGCCAAUGACCAAUAGCAACUGUACCGUUGCCACGUCACUUUCAAGUAGCCGCAUCACGAAAAACCAAGAAACAAACCUCCAAUCACGCUCCAGGGGCGUACAUUUUCCCCAACGAAUUACAAUUGCCAAUGGAGAAUCACCAUUGACAAGCGCUUGGAACCUUCGUGGUAGGAGCACGAAUUGCUGCUCGAAAGUAGAAACUUUUAAAAAUAGAAAGGAAAUUGUAAAUGUCCUUGAAGCUCCACCGUCCUUUUUAGAAGAUAACUGUGUGGUUUCCGUGGACGAUGGACGGGCGAAUUUCCUCUCAACAAACGAAGGAUCUAGAGAUGGUUUCCCUUACUCUUUUGAAAAUUGUGCUAAGAAUCCAGGCAAUGAAACACAUGAUGUAGCAGGAGAGGCAUCUUAUGCCAUACCUUUAGAGACAAGGCCUUGGCACUCGCAACAAGAGGCCACAGGCCUACAAUUUAACAUGGAGAUGCAGCCUUCUAUUUCUUGCCAAUCGUUGUACAAUAACCAACCAAAGACGCUGCAGAAAGCCAUACACUACGCCGGAACAAAACCUUCGCCGUCAGAUGUUUCAAAAUUAAGUACUUCUGUUGGCUCAAAACUAAUCACUGCUGUCAAUGAUUCACAGAACCGGAGAGUCAUUUCAUUAAUUCAAAGUGACUUGUCACUGGAUGAUCCAGUCAUGAAUAUUCAUGAUAAAUGCUUUCCAUUGGAGAGAAGGGUUCAAGGAGUGAAAGGGUGUGCUCUAUCGGUUGCGCAAGAUAGAACAUCGGGAAUGAUAUUUUCAGUCUCAGACCCAGACAUUCCCUCUACCAAUGAUCCAAAUCGUAGAGUCUCUGUUCAUGUCCCACCUGUUGUAAGCACGAGUCAAAAACCACCAGAGGGAUUUAAAAUCGGGUACACAUUGGCUUAUGUGCCAGUACUAAUUCCAGAUAAUGGGACACAAGUAGAGACAUUCCUUCCGACAACCAGAGACAGAUAUAAAAGUAAAGACUAAUAAUAGUGGACAAACGGCUCAUGGUUUGAACUAAUAUGACUAGAGCACGUGAUUAUAGAACAGUAAUUUUGACUAUUUAGUGACAUUGCUAUUUUAUUUGAUUGAAGUUUCGAAAACGCCUGAUAAGCUUUGAUAAGAAUAAAUAAAAAUACACGUGUUUAUAAGAAAGUUGCUCUUAAAUCGGCUUCUCUAAAACUUAAGAAAGAGGGUCUCGGCUCUUCUAAAACUUGAGAAAUUGGUUAUCGGCUUCUGUAAAACUUUCAAAUGUUCGGUAAAACAGCGCAAGUUUGCCAAGAACAAUUCAAAAAUACUAGAUUUGAAACCAUGAAAUAGCUAAGAAUGCUUUAUAAUUGGAGUGAUUCUAAACUUUCUAAUAAAAAGGUGUAUUUUCAUCUGAAUAAAUCGACUCUAAGUCGAUUCAUUGUACUUUUGAAUCACACAGGAUAAAUAUUUUCUUCCAUUCAAGACAUCAGGUUUUCAAAGACUAAAUUCUAAAUGUUUUUCUAAGAUAAAGAAGAUCUGGUCAUUGUGCUUAGAUGUUUGAUUUUCUUAUUCUGGAUUGCUACACUUUCGAUGUGUUGGACCCUAACCCUCAUUUCCGAUAACUUAUGUACCUAGCAACCCUCAUUAAUCUGUUUGCAUCUUGGUUAGAAUUUUUGCAUUGGUUUAAGUUAAUUUGAUCCUGUGUUGCGCAUUGUAUGCCUUUAGCGGUGUUCCGGCUCAUGCGACGUGUCGAGGCUCACUUGCAAGUCCUUUGAAAAGAUUAUUCGUAAUGGAAGUUUUUCUAUGCCCUGUUUGGCUUACUUUUAAAUGUGGAUUUCCCGAUUUAUGUUUACAGCAAACCUUGCUCUUCUUGUUAAGAUUUCAUUUUCCUGAUUUCUGCAGUUUCUGUAUUCUUCUCCUUGGAGAGCUUUUAAUCUUCAAAAUGACUGCGCUGCAGGAUUUGUAUGAAUGAAAAAUUGUAUUUGCCUUUAAUAGCUUUUGACAGCUUUGGUCAAAAAAGGCGUAUUUUUAAAGUAAUAGUAGCAAGUUUAGUUCAGUUGCUAUUUUAUUUAUGCAGGGCGUCGCCUCUGUACGCUAAAACCAGUUUUUGCUCUUCCAUUCAUGAUUCUUUAGAAAACAAAGAAGACUAGGCGGACUUUCGCGUGGGCUCUUAAUUCUUUUUGCUUCUUUGGCAUUCCUCGGCUUCUUUAACCGUAUGACUUUCAUAUUUUCUGUACCCUGGUUUAUUUUAAGCUUCUGGGUUUUAAUACUCAGUCCGCUGGCCUAAUUUUGUGACUAAGCUACGUGACGUCUUGAAGUGUUCUGGUAUUUGUUCUACCUGAUUAUUUUUUAUUUGCUUCUGUUGUUCUUUCUACCGCACCUACUCAUCGUUAAGUAUUGUAGGUAUGCCUAGCCAUCCUUUGAAAACCAUCAAUGACACGAUCGCAGAAAAUAUGAUGCAGUGUCAUCAUGGUCAUUACUAUGAUGCAAUGCAGUACUAUUUUCUAUUCAGUCCUCUUCAUUUAUUAUCCGUUGUCUAGAUCCUUAUCUUACCUCGUAUUUCCUUCUUCUCUUUUCCUUGUCACCCUCCCUUCCCAUUCACCCCUGUUUCACUCCUUAUUAUGAGAAAACAAAGACGUUUGACAUUUCUAAGCACCAAAUUUGACUACCCUUGUGAAGGCGAUGCGAUUUAGACGGGUCUCUUUUAUCUACCAAGCCAAUUGCUCUAAGUGACAAAUCCCUCACGUUUUUACUUUUCUGCUAUGUAUCUUUGUCUUAGAGUUUUUACCAUUAAUAACUGUUUUAAGUAAACAGUAAAUGCUCAUGUCAUUUGCAUAAUGAGAAAGUGACGUCAUUUAGGAAUUGAUGCACGUUGAUUUUCCUCUUACUAUCUGCAAGAAAAAGACGCUAUUUUUGGGCAUAUAUGCUUGCAAACAUUCAGGACAAAGAUCUUUGCUCGAAAGUUCGGAUGCAGAGGAAUAGUUCCCUGUUGCUUAGUUAUUUUGAUAUAAUGAAUUGGUGCAUUAACUCUUCACGGGAAACCGGAUGUUUUGACCAAAUUAUUUUUUCAUUACUGUGUGGAAUCGAAACUCCUGGAAAUAGCUGUUUUAACUCAAAAUUUUGCUGGAAACAACCACUAUAAUCUUUAUCACAGAAAAGAGAUUAUCCCUAUUCUGUCUCUUGUGUGAUAGCAGACAAGGACGUGCUGCAUGGCUCUGCUACCUCCCAGAAGCUAAACUAUUCCAAACGUGCUUUGAUGAACAGGCCAACAUAGGCAAUAUCGUACAUUGCAACAAAGAAGAUUAGAAGACAUCUAAGUUUUAUCUAUUUGCUAUUGGGUGAGUUAGGCCUGGAUCAAACGUCGCAUUUUACAUGUGUCGAAUAUAAUUGGUGAAUUAAGUGCAUGCAAAAUGCGACGUUUGACCACAAUUUUAGUCGACUACAAUUUUAGUGCGACUUCAAUUCAAACCUCCGAGAUUUACUGGUUCGUGCCAAAACAAAAAGUGCCACACCCAGUGAUCCAAUAGGUUCUUACAAAUGCCACCCACGACGGAACUGUUUAACAUGCAUGCCAACAUAACACAGACGGGACUACAACAUUUAACUUUUCUAACACUGACAAAGCUACGACAUAAAACAACGACUGGACUGCAACUCCACCAACGAACACCGACGAGACAUAAUCAACUAAAAGAAGACAAGUCUGGAGUUGCAGAACAUUUCUGCAGCCCAGCACACACCAUCAACGACCUUGCCAUCACACCAGUACUUAGACCUAAUGACAAACGAGAGAGUAUUCGUCGAGCUAAGGAGCAAUAUCUCAUUGGCCUGGCGAACACCCUCACCCCCAACGGCAUGAACAGAACCACCGACCGUUAACUUUACAAAACAACUAAUCACCUAUCAAGCCGCCCUCACAACCCACACCAUAUUUCCCCUACCAUUAUAAUCAUCAUCACCACCAUUACUAUCAUCAACAUUCCAUUAUUUUCAGUUCCAUCACAAUUAUUAUUAUUAUUAUUUUUGUUUUUUUAUAUUCAUAUUCAUAGCCAUCAUUAUCAUCCCAUUGCAUCAAUCUCCAUAGCACCACCCACAUCCCCUCACAUCACCCACCACCCUUCCUUCCCCCACUUCCAUCAUGCCAUUUUUUUCUCCACUGCGCUGCAUUCACACCAUUCAACAUCCACCAAUCCGGUAUCACCAUUUCACAUUUCGAAUUCAUUCACUCGUUCGUUCCAUUUACUCUGAUGAAGCCCUAUAUGCCGGGGCGAAAUAUUUGUAUUCCUUAAAUUUAAUUUAUUUUGAAAAUUUGUUCUCGUUACAUUGGAUUCUCGACGACGUAUUGCUUUGUUCCUGAAUAUCAAUUAAAACGUCGCGUUUUACAUGUGUCGAAUACAAUACAUAAUUAAAUUUAUCAUUAGAAUAAUCAAUACUCCAAAGUUGAUUGUCCUUGCCAAUUUAGUUUUUGAAAACCUUCACGUUGGCCGAUAUUUGCAAUUCAUGCCCAAAGUGCACAAAAUACACUCCGUCGAAAAUGACGACGCCGUGGGUUGGAUCGAAAAUGACGACGCCGAUGCGUUACCUACUGAAUGUUCUUUGAAAGAUAUAUUUUAAAUGUUUAUUCUAAAUGUCUGUUUGAAUCUCUUUUCACUGUUCUCUUCCCACACCAUCUUCAAACAGCCUGUAUUUGCCCUUGAAAGUCUUCUGCAAGAUGUGUUCUUGUGCUGGGGCGCUAAAAGGAUCAUGAUACAAGUUUUAAAUAAAACACGUCUUCUUACAAUCGCAAUAUAGUGCUUGUUCUUUCAUUUUCCGUCUGUCUUUUGAUAAUAUGCAAUAACAUGGCCCUGUGUACAUUAUUGAGGCCCUAUAAGGGGGGAUGGCAUUAUUUCAUAUUUCAUGAUGAUAUCUUGCAAUUAUUUCAUAUUUCAAAAUUAACAUAGCAAAGUAUUUCGAAAUUGUCGAAUGUUCCAUUCUGCCUUCAGGUGUCACGAAAAGUUGGACCGGCUCACAUAGAAAAUUGACCGAGUCUUCAAAACCAAUCUUUGCAGCUACAAAUAUUGAAAAUGUAUAAAGAAUAGGUGCAUAAAAAAUCAAAUGGAUUUCGUACUUGGGUAAAAAUAUAGAAUUCAUUCUCUUUGAAUUGUGGAAUCAUUUGGUACUUUACAGGGGAAUCUAAAGACACUAGAUGAAAUAUCUAUCUUUGUUUUGCUCAACUUAUUUUUUGGGAACAACUAAAAAAGAAACUCGAAAAACAUACAUGUACCAAAACUGAUAGUCUUAAGUCUUUUGCGUGGAGGGUACAACCUGAAGUGGCCAGUUUUCUACACAUGCCUGGAUAAGACAAUGAACUUGGAGGAUUUUUGAACUUUGGAUUUUAGGAAAUCUUAUUUGACUCUACUAACCACCAAGAGCCCUAACAACCAGUAAAUUCAGUUGUUUGAUGGAUUUUUCAUACUAUAGUCAUACUGUUAUUUCUAGCCACUUGCAGUCUUAGGUGCAUUCAAUAGAAAGAAAUAAUGCUAAAAUAAUGCUAAUGCGAAGCUAAAGCUAAGUGAAAUCAACUCUUACGAUGUUGUCAAGAAGAAAUCGUAAUAAAUGCUGCAGAUUGACUACAUGAUUCUACAGAAUAGAUAUAGACAGGGAAUUUUGCAUAACCAUCUACCAACCAGCCCAACCGAAAUUUUUAAGGUUUAAAUCAUUAUGCUUUGGGAACCUUCUGGGAGAAGACCGGAAGUUAUGUCCACGUAACAAACUUUUUUUAUGGUAUCAUCAGAUUUGAAAAAUUCGAAUGUCGCAAUUUUGCUGACCGUGCAUUUUUCAUGCUUUCAGUAAAGCGACUUCUGGUCAAUUACCAGAAUGUUUGCAAAGCUUAAAAUAAUCAGUGGUGGCCUUUAUUUUUAUGAUUUAAACUUCCAUCGAGUUUGAAAAUAAAACAGUUGGAGUGGACCAAAGUCCCUUUGCGGUUGCGGGUUUGUGGCUUUUCAUAAUAUUGCCUUAUUAUUUGAUAUUUUUAAAUAACUUAUAAGCACUUUUAGCAUUACCUAUUGGCGCCAUACUGAAUUCAAAGGUAUGGUCAGAAACAAGAUUUUCAAGCUAAGAAUAACUUUUCGGUGAACAUGUUAGCUCUAGAUAAAAAAAAUUGAAGAACGAACAAUAUCUUUCUGAAUAUUAUUAUCAGCAAAUCAAUCCUGCAUCUUAAAUGGCUUACAGAACAGUGGUGUAGUUGUCUUAGGAAGAAUUCCUAGUAAGUAUAUGCGGAACAAGCAAUAUAUCAAAAACAUGUUUAAGAUAUUGUUUGAUGUUCUCGUCUAUUUCGAUGAGAUAACGUAAGCCAAAGUAUUUGCGGUAGAUUUUAUGCUAUUGGUAUUUUUCCUAUACGUAUUUUUCCUAUAAAGUAUGAAAAGCCUUUUAAACCCCUAGAAAGAUUAAAAAGAUUAGAAGAACAACACAGGUGUAAUAUGGUUGGUAUCUUAACAGGUCUACAGAUCAAUAGUCACUUGAGUCAAAGCUUAAGAUCAAUAGUAUCGAUGCUUGAGAUCAAAUAUCUUCAAGUAUUUGUAAUUACAAAUGUGCAUUUUUUUCUUCUCUAUGUUAUGGCCCCGGGGUAGAGAAAGUUAAUUACAGUUACUUGUUAGGUAACUAUUUAGAAUGUAUGAAAAGUCAAUGCUGUUAUCAAGUAUAUAUUUCUAACACAACAUUUAAAGAGUUAUUCAUUUAUUUUGUCGUUUCAUAUUUCUUACUGGGAACCAAAGCUAUUUCAUAUUUCAAGACUCAAUUAUUUCAUAUUUCAAACACCCCUUAUAGGGCCUCAUUAUUUGUUGGCGCAAUUUUGCCACGGAUUUCAACAAGAUAAACACAAAGUUAAUGGGAACAAAUUCUGGGAGAGCUAAAUACUUAUGAAAGUUUUUAAGAAACUGUUAUCUAGAUGACAGUCAACAAAUUAGAAGUGUUUUAAACAAUCUGAAGGAAGACGUAACGAAGCUAGUUGUUGUAUAAGUUCUGUACUGUGCAAAUUGGGCGCCUUUUACGCAUGGCUAGAUUCUAUGGUUUCUCACUAGUCUCGAUUCUGCGCAACUUCUCAAAAAGCAAUGAUAUAGAAGCGCGACGUUUGAUCCAGGCCUUAUAUAUGCUCCAACGAAUCAAGUUCAACUCGUAUUUGAAAUGAAAGUAUAUGUUGCCAGAUAUUUCCAAGGCAGUUUGCAAUCAUAGUGUAUUAGGUAAAUAGCCUAUAUUGGUAAAUAGCUUUUGCUAUCAAUAUUGAACACCUUUAAAUUUAAUUAUGUCUACUGAUUUUGCACGAGAUAAGAUAGAUUUGGACAGUUAUUUUCCUCAUAACUGAGGCUUGACUCAGGAAAAAUAUUGCCCCAUGAUUACAUAACCAUAUCAGCAGGCAGUUUCUAGAAUGUAGUAAAUUAGUAACACCGCAGCGCGACGAGAAUGAACAACAACACACGUAAAUCAGGUUCUAGAAUACUUUUGAGAAAGUUUUCAAUUCCAACAAAGCAUUGUUUUUAAGUUGUUGUUGUUUGUGAGGGUUUUUGUUCAACUUAAACUUAUAUAACAUUUCACACGUGAAAUGUGUGUUGCUAUUACUCAAAUUCUUACGAUCAUUUCAGUGAUCAAUUUACAUAAUUAUUUUUACCUUCAUUAACGACUAAAUUGAGGCUUACGAAAUUCUGAUGAAAUCUCGACCAAAAUGCUAUUUAUGGCACUUUCUUAGCAUUUCCUUUUAAAACUGUAUUUUUCAUAAUUAUCGAUUUUUAAAAAUGGCUUUGAAAAAGCAAACAUUUCACAACACAUUUUACACGUCUGACACUCCUCAGAGCCUAAAACGUCAGAAUAAGGGUCUGAAAGAACACGAUGAAAAAUAUAUACCCAGUUGUAGAUCGAAAUAGGCCAAUCAGAAGACCAAUAUAGUUGACCAAUCAGUGCCGCGUGUCUAAAGGUAAAUUACCACUGGAAUCCAAGAGAGAAAGCGAACUCCUUGUGUCUACACAAUGGCGGCUUUUUCGUUUGUAUGUAGAUGGAUUCCAAAACUGCUAGAUAGAAGGACGACCGGGGUCUGCCAAUUAUCCGAAUGACAUUUUCGAAACAAAACCAUUUUAAAGGUAAGAUUUAUAGAACAAAGACUGUGGGAAAUGUUACCUAAUGUGCCAAAAAUUGAAGAAACACUGCUAAAUUGAAAAACAUUGAGAAACACAGCGUCUUUUCAUGUCCGGUUCUCCUUCUCCAUCUCCGUGAAACUUCUUCAGAAUAUAGGAAAAUACUUUUCUAAUGAAAAUCUGAAUUUUGUUGAUUAACAUUGAACCUUGUUUAAGAUACAGCAGAAUUUACAAAUCUUGAAAAUAUAGGUCGUCAUUCCCGCUUUUGCCCUAUUUGACUCAUGGGGUCACGAACUACGAGAUGGUCUAUGCGACCUUUCCGUGACCCCUUAUGAUCACUUCUUCAUUCUCUCCAUUUUCGAUUUUCAUUUUUAUCCUUCUAGUUUAUCUCAAUCUUUUUGAGAAUUUCUAACAACCGACUCAAAUGAUACGACGAACAGCCCUUUAACAGUCAGCUAAGCAAGCUUUUAUGCUUUUAUCUGCUAUAGCUGCUUCAUUAAAGAAAUCUUGAUAGCUAUUGGGACUUGCCCGCCUUGUCCCCUUCCCCUUGUAUCUAUGGUCCGACCGUAUUUGGACCUUAAAAUGAUGAAAACAUUAAGUUUGCGUAAAUCAUUUUUGAACGUAAAAUUGUUACAAUUCUGUUUAUGAGAGUUUUACUUGAUUUGCCUGACUUGACGCCAUAAAAAAACUGACGAUCUCGUCU
Messenger RNA from Rhopilema esculentum, 11317 nucleotides. RefSeq lists its product as uncharacterized. Gene Ontology annotation, biological process: regulation of transcription by RNA polymerase II. Gene Ontology annotation, cellular component: nucleus. NCBI's taxonomy places the organism in Eukaryota, Metazoa, Cnidaria, Scyphozoa, Rhizostomeae, Rhizostomatidae. Gene Ontology annotation, molecular function: RNA polymerase II transcription regulatory region sequence-specific DNA binding; DNA-binding transcription factor activity, RNA polymerase II-specific. The record is from RefSeq and is a predicted model, not a curated record.